GGUGUUGCGCGUGCGCAGAGGUGCCGUUGCGUUCUCCGCCCGAACCGCCGAUUCAGCACCGGUGUUCGGUGCCGCGCCUCUGCACCUUCCAUUCCGCCUCCCGGCGGGCGGUCGCGCGUCCCCAUGGAGGAGCCGCCGGCGCUGCACCCUGUGAAGCUGUACGUGUACGACCUGUCCAAGGGCAUGGCCCGCCGCCUCAGUCCCCUCAUGCUGGGGAAACAGCUGGAUGGCAUCUGGCACACCUCCAUAAUAGUCCAUAAGGAUGAGUUCUACUACGGUGCUGGGGGAAUCUCCAGCUGUGCACCUGGAGGAACACUUCUUGGCCCCCCAGACUCAGUUAUUGACUUGGGGAACACUGAAGUUACAGAAGAGAUCUUUCUGGAAUAUCUUUCUUCCUUGGGGGAGUCUAUGUUCCGAAGUGAGUCUUACCACUUCUUUGAGCGUAACUGCAACACCUUCAGUAAUGAAGUGGCACAGUUCCUGACGGGAAGAAAAAUCCCUUCCUACAUCACUGACCUUCCAUCUGAAGUACUUGCCACGCCUUUUGGACAAGCUUUACGGCCCUUCCUGAGCACCACCCAGUUCCACCCACCUGGAGGAAAUACCUUUAACAGGGAUAAUGGACAGAGCUAACAGGAGUGCCGUGCUGUGCCCAGCCUCACCAGGCCUCUUCCUUUUUAAGCACGAAUCUUCCAGAUUUCUAUUUUAUAAUUUCCCAUCCGAAUUAACUCUAUGGAAAUUACAAGACCGGUUUUAAAAUUUCUUAGGGAGAGGAUUUAUCAGGGUGCAUGCAAGACAAGGCUACCAAAAAGAUUGCCAUAAUUUCUAAUAGUAUUAUACUAAUUUAUAAAGGCUGUCUUGCCUGAAGUUAGGCUGAUACUUUCUAAGUAAUUCUCUGCUGGGAAGUGGGAAUUCAUUCCAUGAGCAUUCAAGCCCAUUAUGCAUUUUGAAGUAAAGGGGGUGUCCUAGCCAUCCCUUGCAUACUCACUUGUCUUUCUCUUGUCACUGUCAAUAUUAUGGGGGUGUUUGCUCCAGUCUCUAGCAAGGGAGAUACUCGUAGCUGAGGAAGUAAAGGUGUCCCAGUGCAUAUUUCAUUAACGUUGUGUUAUUUGCUCAGGGGAAAAGCUGAACUUGUUCGAUAGGAGUAUUCCCAAUGGCACAGCAGUGGGAAAGGUGGCCCAACUGAACCAGGCGGUGUUACUUUCAAGGCUGAAACUUUCAGUAUGUGUGUGGGAGAGAGGCUGCAUCUGAAGAGUACCACGAGCCUUGUGAGAUCCAAGUGUUAGGAGAGACAACAGCUGAAAGAACAAGAUCUUGUGAGUUGAGCGUGAGUGAUGGAAGCAAUGGAUAGAACCUUGUUAACUGUUUGCCUUUGCGUAGGAGUUGUUUUUUUCUCACUAAGCAGGAGUUACAGCACGGCGGUCUCUUGAUAACAUGAUGUAGGCCAACCCUGCCUUCAGUCUUUUGUUGCAGACAUGGUAGGGCUUCCAGCUGUUUCUGAUACUGCUGUUCUUUCUAAAGCAGCCAAGUACAUCGCAGAGGGCUGCAUGAGGAAAAGCAGGCGGUAAGUCAGUCUCCCUACAUUUAAAGAAAACAAGGAAGAGUAAAAUUAAGCUUUCCUGUGGAACAAUUGAGUUGAUUGGGAUACAUGGAGAAGCAGUCCUAUCCUUAGAUUGACAGCAGGUUGUGUCGAUGCCGCAUCUUCUAAUUUAAGAUUCUUCCAGCUUUGCAGUUAUUCACAGCAGAAAAAGAUCACGGGAAGAGGAGAAGAAUAGGCCCACUGAUUUCUUAUUGUGCAUGUAUAUAUGCUACUUUCCUGAACAAUUCUGUAGUAAGUAUGCUUAGGAAAGAACACAACAUCAGAAAAACCCCAAAACAUUGCCCUGCAAGUGGGCACUGCACAGCUCAGAUACUGCUGAAAAAAGUGUCUAUGCAAACGUAUGGUCCUAUGUGCAGUGCUUUGUUGUGACAACAUCUGUUGCAUCUCCAGUUUCCUGCACUGGAAACUGCAUACCUGCCGGAGGUGUCCUUCCCCUGCUGAGCUCUUUCUCUCAGAAUAGUGCAAUGUAGUGCACUUCUCCUGCUGUUAGUCAGAGCAGGCUGUAACACUUAAUAUUUCUGUGGGGAUGGAACAAAGGAAAACUGCAGUUUUCUCACUGCCCGAUGCGCUGUUGCUCUGCACCUUAUGGAAUCACUACACGAGUGGAAAUAAGGUCCUGCCUGUCCCUUUUGCAGCUGUGUGUGGCUGCUCUCAGUGCGGGUGGCCUUUGGACCACAGAAUGGUUUUUGGUGGUGGUUGUUUGGUUGUUUUAUCUUUCUAACAGCUUCAUACAAAAGCUUUCAGUCUUUCCCCAACAAAAUGUACUGUUUGCAGAAAGCAUUCUGCAGUAAAUCAUUUACCAUACAGCACCUUCUGGUGUUCUGGGGAACAAUAGUUAGGUUUGCUUUCUGCUAAGCCAUAGAAGCCAUAGCUUAGUUUUUCCACUGUCUGUGUGUAUCACCUCCGAACUCUUUUGAUGCCUAUUUUGUGAAGAGGAACUGCUCUCUUAUCUUCCUGCAGACAUGACUAUACCACAAAAUGCAGAAGCAUCUUGAAGCUUCCCCAGACAAUCAGUUAUACUGAAGCUGAUACAGUGCAGUACAGCAUCUGGGUAUGCUGUCUUGGCACCCACCGGCAGCACAGCUGUGGCUGUUUCUUUCAGCAAACUGUAUCUUCAGGUACAGCAGUCUGCUGGUACAGCUGCUCAGCAGAGGGAAUGCAGGCACCUUGGUCUCUGUGCACUCUGUUUCAUGAUAAGUGUCCACUUCAGAGGUCCUAAGCCCGGUUUUCACUUGCCUGCCUACUUCAGAACAUAUCAGUGGGUUACAUUUCUCGGACAUACUCUGUUUGCAGCAGUGAUGGUGCUCCCAGAUGGCCUCCUUGUCUCCGGACCUACUCUGUGUUUUGUGUAAUGGAUCUGUAGGAAGAGCUCCUGUUUAUUUGAUCUUACUGGGUAACAAGACCCUUGUACCCCGUAGGUCUCUUAGGAAACCCAUUUUCUCCAAAGAUGGUUAGGUGUAAGUUGCACAAGCCAUUCCUCCCAGCCAUAUGUACUCAUAGAAAUAUAAACUAGAGUGAGACAUGUAUGUAAGUGUAUCGGGGGGGGCAAACCUCAGCCAGCUCACUGACAAAGGGGCAGGGCAGCUGCACUCCUGAACGGGAGCAGAAUCCUUUGCUCGUGCUUCCUGAUCUGUCGUGUAUCUCUGGGGUUCCCCCCUACGCCAUUUAAAAAAGGUUAAUUAAUAACAUCUUUAGACAAAGUGAUGUUUUGGAUUUUUCCUUUCUAUUGCAAUUAAAAAAAAAAGUGAUCCUG
Messenger RNA from Gallus gallus (chicken), 3353 nucleotides. RefSeq names its product desumoylating isopeptidase 1 (gene DESI1). The coding region runs from base 124 to 633 and encodes 169 amino acids. Gene Ontology annotation, molecular function: peptidase activity. The transcript has 6 exons. The record is from RefSeq and is a predicted model, not a curated record. Gene Ontology annotation, biological process: protein modification by small protein removal. NCBI's taxonomy places the organism in Eukaryota, Metazoa, Chordata, Aves, Galliformes, Phasianidae.